AAGCUCCACACCUCUUUCUUUCAUUUGACAGGAUUGUGUUUCUCCUACAGUCUGGACAAUGAGCGGUGGGGCUGAGUGGGCGGGGCAGUGUGAUGUUCCCCCUGAGGAGUCUCCAUGGAGUGAGGAGGCUGGUGAGGAACUGUGGGAACGUGUGGAAGGGGUGCGGCACAAACUGACCCGAAUCCUGAACCCAGCUAAACUCACACCGUACCUGCGGCAGUGUAAAGUCAUCGAUGAGCAGGACGAGGAUGAAGUGCUCAACUCCACACAGCUCCCUCUACGCAUCAGCAAGGCUGGUCGUUUAUUGGAUAUCUUGAGGGGGCGUGGUCAGCGUGGACUGCAGGCCUUCAUGGAGUCUCUAGAGUUUUAUCAUCCUGAACAAUACACACAACUGACAGGUCAACAGGCCACACAGCGCUGCUCCAUGAUGCUGGAUGAGGAGGGUCAUGAAGGUCUGACCCAGUUCCUGCUGGUCGAGGUGCGAAAGUUGCGAGAACAGUUGCGUUGCACGAUGUGUGAGCGGCAACUCUUGCAGCGCUGCCGUGUAGCUGAGGACGAGCACAACCGUCUACAGAGACAAAACCAGGAACUCAGACAGGAGCACAGCCAGCUGGAGAGGUUAAAGCAGGACUGUGAGGCAGGAGUGAGGGAGUUGGGACGGUUGAAGGAGAGACUUUUAGAGCAGGCAGUAAAAUAUUCUCGAGUUUUAGAGGAACAGCGUAAUGCCUCCAACCGAGAGAGAGAGUUACUGUCACAGAUAGAACAACUAAAGAACAGACUGAAGGAGGCAGAGAAAACUACCCUCGGAGACUCAGCACCUGUCACACGGAGCAGUGUGUGUGUGAGUGCGUGUGGAGCCACUGAUGGUCAAAAGGUGGCAGUGCAGCAUACUGAGUCUUUGAGAGAGCGCAUUACUAGUACACAGGCACUGCUGGAUAUUCUUCAUCAGGACCGCAGGGAAGCAGCAGAACAAAGGAAAGAGCUGUGCGGUACUAUAAUUAGACUGCAGGGGGAGCUAGAGAGCGCUGACACUAUUAGAGGAAAGUUGGAGGCUCAGUGUGAACAGUUACAGGUGAAGAUAAGAACUCUGCAGUUGGACUGGGAGGAGGAACAGAAAAAAAGUUCAUCUUACUUUAACCAAAUCAUGGAGCUGGAGAGGGAGAGAGACCAGGCUCUGCGCAGUCGGGACAGUCUGCAGCUGGAGUUCACUGAUUGUCUGCUGGAUAAGAAUCGUCUACGUAAAUGCAUCAGUGAGCUGCAGAGUCGAGUGGAGCAGCUGCACCGAGAGCUGGAGAGAGAGAAAGACAAGAAGCAUGAGCCAGAAUACACACACACACAGUGCUGCAGUCACGGAUCUCACUUGUCUCUACUGGGUGAAGAGUGUUUUGGGCCGUGCUGCUCACUCAGCUCACAGUUACUAAAUAAGUCUCCCUCUAAUGGACAGAACAGUGAACACGCAGGGGAUUCCCACUACAACUCAGAUGAGAACCUGCACAAUCCACUACACAGUGCAAAGGAGAUAAACCGACUCUCCACAUUCCCAUUCCCUCCUCAUAUUAACUCCAUCAACCGCCGGGUCAACACUGAGUUUGAUUUGGACUCAUGGGGCAGUGAUGAAACAGAGAACAUAAUGGGUUCUGAUCUGCCUGACACUGAGUCAUCACUGUGGGAUUCAUGCAGCUCUUUACACUCCUACUUUAUACCUCCUGAUCCAGUCAAUGGGCCUCCAAACACACACACACAAGACACACUGAAGUCAGACUCUACUCACCCUAUACCCAAUAACACAAGUCUGGCUGAUGACAUCACUGUUGUCGGGGGCAACCGCACUGGUAUAUUUGUACAGACAGUGAGGGUGGGGUCUGCAGCUGAGAUGUGUGGCCUGAGGGAGGGGAGUGAGUUAUUACAGUUAGAGGAAGUGUUGUUUGCAGGAGGUUGUGUUGAUUUGACUCAGUGUACAGCAGAAGUGGCUCAUUUUACUCUUCAGUGGUGGACUGAACCCUCAUCACUAACACACAGACUUAAUGACAAGGCUUUCUCCAGGUUGAACAGUGAGCUCUCCUCUCCCUCGUUUAUUGGUGCUGACUCGUUUUACGUGCGGGUGAACCUGGAUCUGUUCCUGCACGAUGAGCCCGGUCUCCGUGUCACCUGUAACGACAUCCUGCACGUCACAGACACACGGUACAAUGGCAAAUACCAGUGGCGCUGCGCACGUGUGGACACACACUCAGCUAAACCACUGCAGAGUGGAGCUGUGCCAAACUUUAAUAGGGCUCAACAGUUAUUGCUGGUGAAACUACAGACUAUCGCACUACAACAACAAGACAGAAAGAAGAAAUUUAGUAAAAUGGUUUCUGAGCGUUUGCGCUUGGUGAAGGCCAUCUCACCAAAAUGUCAAGGGAUUGGCUCCUCCUCCUCGGUCCUGUACACACUCAGUAACCGUCAUGAAGAACACCUGAUACCAUACAGUUUGGUCCAGCCCAUGCAGGUGGAGUGUAAAAGGCCUGUCAUUUUCUCUCCUUCUGUUCUCUCUCAUGGCCUCAUUGAGCGACUACUGCAGCCGGCUGAUUCAGGACUACACUUUAACACCUGUCCUCCAGAGCCAAUACCAGCAAGUGAGCAUAAGGAUAAAAGUGUGUUUCUGUUAGAUCAAAGACACGACUCAGAUCACACACUCGGCAUCAGACUGCAGAGCAUCCAGGAGGUCAUAAAGCAGGAUAAAAACUGUUUGCUGCAGUUAAGUGUCAGCAGUGUUGAUGCUUUACUGAAACAUGGUGUGUAUCCGAUCAUCAUCCACAUUAAACCAAAGGACAAGAAGGGCAGGAAGUUCAGUAAGCUGUUGUCAUGUACACAGGAAACUGAUGUAAUGGAGGUUGUGAGGGUGGAGGAGCUGCAGUUGGAGCCUUUGCCGCUGAUGUUCAGCACACUGCAGCCGAGCGACUGGAGCUCCACUGACGAACUGGUCCACAUUGUCCGCCAGACUAUCCACGCCCAGCAGGGGGCACUCACAUGGCUCGAAAUGGACAGGCUCUAACAAUCAAACGAAGAAGAAGAAGAAGAAGAGGAAAUUGUGUUAGAGAAUUAAACACACAGGUCUUUAGAGCAGAUACACAUAAACCUUUACUCUGAACUGAAAUAUAUACACAUUAUUACACAUGUUUAUUUUACUACAUUCUCUCAUAUAUAUUAAUAAUAAAAGAGGAGAUAUUAC
Silurus meridionalis is the source of this 3211-nucleotide messenger RNA. RefSeq names its product caspase recruitment domain-containing protein 11. NCBI's taxonomy places the organism in Eukaryota, Metazoa, Chordata, Actinopteri, Siluriformes, Siluridae. The record is from RefSeq and is a predicted model, not a curated record. Gene Ontology annotation, molecular function: protein binding. Gene Ontology annotation, biological process: regulation of apoptotic process.